Spirometra erinaceieuropaei is the source of this 1864-nucleotide messenger RNA. Lineage: Eukaryota; Metazoa; Platyhelminthes; Cestoda; Diphyllobothriidea; Diphyllobothriidae. The record is from the annotation of a GenBank genome assembly.
AUGCCUUCUUACCUAGGUCAGCAAGGUUUUAUGACGUUUUAUUCUCGACUAUUUGCACUUGACUAAUAGACCAGGAUUUCCUGUUAUGCUGCAUAACAUGUUCAAUGUGCUUAUUAGUUAUUUAAGUCUCUUUUUUCGUUUCUUUCAUCAGCGUCGUCUCCUUCGACAGACCGCUCAUUCGAGGUGGAAAGGGAGAAAGAGGAGGAGAAAAUUAGUGGACAUAAAGAAGAACUUCCAUCAAAUUCCCACACUUCUGAUUCUGAAGCUAAGGACGGCGGUAAUUUUAUUUUUUACUUUAUCCCAUUUUGGCCAGUGUUAAAUUUUCCUUAGCCAAAACUUUUCGCCUUGUUUGUUUUCCCUGUCUUCCUCGGUGUGAUUGUUAUGUCGGUCUUUUUAUGUUUCUCGUCAUCUUGAGUGCACCCAUAAUUUUGCGAGUUGCUUGUCGUGUAAAUUGGCUCUUUCUUGAACGGGAAGUUUAAGGACAUGAAUAGGUAUUAGUUCAAAUCAGAUUGCCCAUUGAGCCACACUCUCCAAAUGGUUAGUUUCUCUCGUCUUAGAUUAGGAAGUAUCCCUUAGACGCGCCUGUAAUACUGACUACCUUGCCGAAAUUACCCUGUUAUAUUUCGGAUUCGACAUGAUGUCAGCUUUUAAAUAUGCUGCUUUUCAAUAUCCUGUACAAACUAUACUCGCUUUAAAAGUGACUGCUUAAGUAGCAGGCAUUUUUUUUACUGAUUUUCGAUGGCCUAGCAAAUUCAACAAUAUUUUAUAGAAGUCGCAAAAAAUUAUGCUUUCUAUUAGUUGUUUAGUAGAGAAUAACGUCGUCCUUAUAUUUAAUUCUGGAAGAAGGGGCAUAAUUAUGUUUAAAAAGGUUUCUUAAUUCUCGAAUAAUUUGCAGCCUGAUCUGUCGUUGCAUGAGUGCUUAGUGAUUUUAGCGCACAAUUUGCAAGCUUUCUGUGCCUUUAAAAUGACAUCAUAUAAAGUGCAUGACAUUUUUCAAUGGAUUCGGACAAUUAUGUGCAUUUCAUAAGGGCAGUGGUGAACGGACAGGUACGAUGCUAUAUGAAAAAUCUCAUAAUAAAUAAUUUUCGAAACCAAAUUAUACCUUCACAUCGUAAAUAAAAUAUAAAUAAAGCGUAAUAAUUACCAAACGACUGAAAAAGCAUAGUUUCCCUGACUCCACAAAAAAUAUUUGAAUUUGCAAGGCCAACGAAAAUCAAGGGGAAAAUGCGUGCUACUUAUAUAGUCCUUUUGUACAUUGGACUGAAAAGCAACAGAUUCAAAAGCCAACACCCUGCGAGUCCGAAAUAAUAGAAAGUUGCCGCAAGAUAAUCAGUGUUGUAAGCGUUCCUAAGUAAUUAUUCCUAAUUAAAGACGCAUUUUAGAAUUUCAGCAAAUAUUUCAUGAGAUCCGUCAUUUACUGUAUGUCAAUAGCACUGAUUUAUUGAUAAAAAUGGGCUCACUAAUGCAAAAAACACUGUAUAGUAGACUACCGCUUUUUCCAACUGACGUGGCCCAACGCUUUAGUCAAAAUAAUGUUGGAUAUAAUUCUUUAUGCUGGCGAAAUAACCGUCAUUCCUAGUGAAUCGGAAUGCUCCUAAAUGUUUCUUUUUAGCCUGACAAUAACAGGAGGAUAAAUAAGCCUUACUAGGCAAUGAUUUUCUUGCACUUAGACCUAGAAUCGUCCGACAGAAUUGUCUUCCCGUUUCUAGAAUUGCCCGUAACUGAAGAAAUGGGCAACAUGUCCAACCAGACAGUCCCGCAUGAAUCUCCCGAUCAACCGAAUUCUUCGAAAGUCAUGAAAGGUUCAUUUAUUUCUCUCGGCGGCUUCUUUCUUCUAUGGUUGUCCUUGAUGGUCAUACUCUGA